AAAAAAGAUUCAGUCUGUAAUAAAAAAAAAAAAAAAAAAAGGUCAGAGGGAGGAUGAAGGGAGAGAAAAGAAGAUGUGUAAACGUUCCUCAAGAGAUUGUACAAGAAAUUUUGGUGAAGCUUCCGGUGAAAUCGCUGGCGAGAUUCAAAGCCGUAUCGAGAGAAUGGGGAGGAACCAUAGAAUCAAAGUAUUUCAUAGAGAAACACAAUCGGUAUCAGAAAUCUUUACAAGUAGGACAAGUGAGAAUCGUUUCAUUCUCAAAAGAAAAAAGAUACAAUGGUCUCGCUUUAAAAAAUAUGUUGGUUUCUGCAAGUGGAAUCAUACAUGUUUCUCCAUGUCUACCCAUUAGGGCUUUUAACCGGUUUGAUGGUUACAAAAUCUCUGAGCCUUGCGACGGUUUGAUUUGUCUCUAUACCUAUUCACGUAUAUUUAACCUUGUCAAUCCUGCCACCACUAGCCGCCGCAGAAUCCCUGAUCCAACCCCUCCUUAUUCUUUUAGCGGUAGGCAUGAGGUUUAUACUUUGCUAGGGAUCGGAAGAUCGAAUAGUGUGAGUCCAAGGUAUAAGAUAGUGUGGUUUUUCGAGUGUGAUAUCAAACGGGUGAAUAAAUCUACUAGGUGCAUGGUUUUUGCUCUUGACUCCAACACUUGGAGAUACGUAGAUCCACCUCAUUGUCGAGUUUACUAUCGUCAUUCUCUCAUACACUUGGAUGGAGUGAUGUAUUGCUUUGCCGACUACAUGGAAGAGCCAAGACUCUUUGAACAGGAUGUCAAACUACUAGCUUUUGAUCUUCACACAGAGACGUUUCGGAGCAUUUCAAUUACUCCGGAUAUCGGGUGUAAAUGCUGCCAUGAAUUAAGCAUGUGUGUUCUUAACUAUCGUAUAUGCAUCUUCAAGAGCUUUGUUGAUGAUCAGGACUGUUUUUUCAAGAUUUGGGGUCUAGACAUAGACAAGAGAUCAUGGGAAACCAUGUAUUCCAUAGAUUUGUCUUGUUUUCCGCCAGAAUUCAAAGUAGGGAAAAGAAUCAUCCCGAUGGCAACGAUCAACGAUUAUGUCAUCAUUUCAAGUUUUGAUCGUACCAUCUGGGUCCUCUACAGUUCCAAAAGCUGCAUCUUGUAUCACACGCCUUUUGCUUGUCACUUGGUCAUGUCUUAUUUUGAGACUCUAGUCUCCACUUACCAAUAAUUAUUAUGUUACUUACAGAAAAAUUUAAGGCCUGGACUUCCUACUCCCAUCUUGAGUAUU
This is a messenger RNA of Brassica rapa (field mustard), 1244 nucleotides long. Its product is annotated as putative F-box protein At2g02030. NCBI's taxonomy places the organism in Eukaryota, Viridiplantae, Streptophyta, Magnoliopsida, Brassicales, Brassicaceae. The record is from RefSeq and is a predicted model, not a curated record. Gene Ontology annotation, molecular function: protein binding.